GACUGUCACAUCUUUCUCCCAAGAGCACCUGAUGGGUUCUAACCACAGACCUUUCAGUUAGCAACCCAGAGCUUAACCACUGAGCCACCAGGGCUCCUUAAUGUAAGUUUAGCACAUUGUUAAGGGACAAGUGAUAAUGCCUACUUAACCUUUAUCUGACUGGCCUGUCCUUAGUUUGACACAGAUAUAUUAAUUCAGGGCGUAAAAUGAUUCAAGUUUAAUAGUGACCUUAUAUGUUUCCUAAAACUCCAUAAAUGUGUUUUGAAUUGACUUCACUGUCUUAUGUCUUUAACUUUCUUAGGCCUUCCCCCUCAGUCUGAAUGCACUAAGGGCCAAACUGCAUGACUUCCAUGACUGCUGGCUUUUGUGUUAGACUGGCUAAUGUCUAGUCUCAAUAUUUGUCAAGUAAAGGUUAAACAUAUUGCUGAAGAUCCUCCUUGUAGCUGUUCUCAUCGAUUUUCCAUUGAGUACUUAUCUGAAGGACGGUACCGACUAGGGGAUAAAAUACUCUUUAUAAGAGUAAGUCCGCAAUUUAUAUUCUAUUUUAAGUACAAAUACUGUUUUGAAAUUGGGUUUAUUGCUUUUCCAACCUCCUUUUGCUUCCUUUUUACUUUUUUAAAAAUUGCAGUAGAGGGUGUUAUUAAGGGAAGAAUUUUACUGUACAGGAAAAAUAUAGAAUACUUGCAUAAGCCUUCUCCUUCCUUCCAGGCCCCUGCAAAAUUGACAAAAUCCAGUUCCAAAAGCACAGCCGCAAGGUCUCAGCCACCUGAUGGAGCCCCACAAGCAGGGGCAAACACUGCACAGAAACUGAAAUCAACCUUGAAUUUAAAUCAACCCAUUUGUAUGUCUUCAAUUUCUCCUGCAAAAGCUUCACAGGAACUAAAAGAUAAGCAAUUGGUUUCAGUUGCCAAAAAGCAGCCUCAGAAUAAAAGUACCCGCCAGCAGACAGGGCCCAGCUCCUCGAGGUCCCCUGGACGUACUCCACUGGCCAUCGUGAGUCUUCCCCAGUCUUCUGCCAAAACACAAACUGUAACAAAGUCAGCACAGACUGCCUCUAAGGGCCAGUGUUCAGCUGAAGGGCCUCCAAAAAGUGUCAAAGCCCCAGCUUCAACCAGGAAACCCCCCUCAUCUGGUAAGGAAGCAGUUAGUGGAGAUAAAAAACCAACUGCAAAGAAGAAGGAAGAUGAUGACCAUUAUUUUGUUAUGACUGGAAGUAAAAAACCUAGAAAAUAAAUACAUGCGUCAUUUUCAGGAAACAGAAGAGUGUUAGUUUCACAUCUUAAAAUUUUCUCCUAUUUGUGUUUGUCCAAAUAGGCGCAGAUAUUAAGUACAACAAGAUGAGGGUAGAGGUUGGGGAUAGGGCUCGGCGUUGGGGAACAGGGUGAAGAAUAUCUGAAUUCACUAGAAGGUUCCCUUUUCAGGCAAACAAUUAUAAAAUGGCCACAAGGUUCAUAUUAAUAAUAGAUUUUUGUAUGGUUUUCAAUCCAAAGCCUUGUUGUUAAUGUCUCCAUUGAGGAAAAUAUAAAAGU
Molecule: messenger RNA, 1529 nt
Organism: Trichechus manatus latirostris (Florida manatee)
Lineage: Eukaryota; Metazoa; Chordata; Mammalia; Sirenia; Trichechidae
Product: GAS2-like protein 3
Exons: 3
Coding region: 382-1233 (283 amino acids)
Molecular function (GO): microtubule binding
Source: RefSeq, a predicted model, not a curated record